UGGGUGAACUGUCACUUUAAACGGGGCAGCUGAAAGGGGAAGUAAAACUCAUGUUGCUUGUUUCGCAGCAGUGAUUACCACUUUCAGGUCGUGUUCACUGUUUUAUCGAAAACAGUGUGCAGCGAUGGCUCAAUAAACCACUGAUCGAUUAUUUUAAUGCUGUGAAGUGACAGAGCUGUAGAUCAGGAUAACAAUGCUAAGCUAGCACCAGUUGAUCUGAUGUCUUCCUACGUUGAGUGAAUGUGUAACUCUUCACCUUUCCCAGGAUUAAACAUCCGCACUUUCAGCUGAAACGGGAUUUGUUUUUACUUCAGACGUACAUUUAAACAUUUAAUCAUGGAUUCGUUUGAAAGCGAAAGAGCUCCACUGCCCAGGAACAUGAUUGAGAACAGCAUGUUUGAGGAAGAGCCAGAUGUGGUGGAUUUGGCAAAGGAGUCCCCAUCCUAUCCCAUCGACUCAGACGAUGUAGUCUAUGAACCCCGCAGUUCACGACUGUUAGUCCGAGGCCUUGGAGAAAACGACCUGGAUGAAGACGAGGAAGAUUACGAAUCCUCUGCCCGUCUUCUUGGCAUGUCCUUCAUGAACCGUAGUUCUAACCAGCGCAGCGCUUCCUCAUCCUACACCCGCCAGCAGCCUUCUGGAUCGUGCUCGAUGCCUUCAGCUAAGACCACGGUGAUAGGUGUUCUCAUCCUGGUAGUGGUGGUCUCCAUUUUCAUGGUCAUUUACUUCGUUCCAGGCUGCACUUUCACCAGAAAUGGCUGCUCAAAGACCAAUUCAACCAUAAACAAGAUCUUUCCUAUUUCCACAAGCGGAGAACUUUUCCCAUGGACCGAGUUGAGGUUACCGUCCAGUGUGCAUCCUGUGCGUUACGAUAUUUCACUCCAUCCUGACCUGAAGAACAUGAGCUUUCAAGGCAGUGUGUCAAUCAAAGUGGAAGUGUUGCAUGAAACAAAGAUUAUUGUCCUACACAGUUCUGACAUGAACAUAACCAAGGCCACUUUUGAAGGUAAAGUGGUCCCUGUCCUGGAGUACAAACCUUGGCAGCAGAUCGCCAUCAAAUUUCCUGAAGAUCUUAAGAAGGGGACAUAUGGUUUGAACAUUGACUACACAGCAAGCUUCUCCAACAGCUAUGAUGGCUUCUACAACAGCUCCUAUGUUGAUACAAAUGGUACAAAAAGAGUUUUGGCCGCUACUCAGUUUGAGCCCUUGGCAGCCCGCAAGGCUUUCCCUUGUUUUGACGAGCCAGCUUUUAAAUCAACUUUUCUAAUUAAGAUUACCAGAGAACCCAACUAUAUCAGUCUUUCAAACAUGCCUAAGGUCAAAACCACGAAUUUAAAAAAUGGGCUUCAAGAAGACGAGUUUAAGGAAAGUGAAACAAUGAGCACUUACCUGGUUGCAUUUAUUGUGGCUGAAUUUAUUAGUUACAGCAGGAAUGUCUCUAAUACUACGGUGUCUGUGUAUGCCGUUCCAGACAAAAAGGAACAAGUGCAUUAUGCUCUGGACACAGCUGCAAAACUGUUGGAGUUCUACAAUACGUUCUUCGAGAUCGACUACCCGUUAAGAAAGUUAGAUUUAGUGGCCAUUCCUGACUUCCUCGCCGGAGCCAUGGAGAACUGGGGACUAAUCACAUUCCGUGAGACAACUUUGCUUGUAGGGAAUAAUUCCUCCCCUAUAGACAAGCAACUGGUGACUUCUGUCAUUGCUCAUGAACUUGCCCACCAGUGGUUUGGAAAUCUGGUCACUAUGAGAUGGUGGAAUGAUCUUUGGCUGAAUGAAGGAUUUGCAACCUACAUGCAGUACAUGUCUAUUUCAAAUGUGUUCCCAGACCUUGACAUAAACACUGAAUUCUUAAAUGUUCGAUUUAAAGCGCUAGCCAAAGAUGCUUUGAACUCAUCCCACCCAGUGUCUGCUGUCGUGAGCACCCCAGAGCAGGUGGAAGAGAUGUUUGACUCUGUGUCUUAUGAGAAGGGUGCUUCAAUACUGCUAAUGCUCAAUGCAACACUCAGAGAUGGGGAGUUUCGAAAAGGAGUGAUUGAGUACUUACAAAAGUAUAACCGAUCAAACACAGAAAGUGAAGAUUUAUGGAACAGCCUUUCCCAGGUGAGCAAACAGAAUGUAAAUGUAUCUGAGAUGAUGCAUACCUGGACUGUUCAUAAGGGCUUUCCUCUGGUCACAGUCAAGAGGAAUGGCACUCAAGUGACACUGUCGCAAGAACAUUUCCUUCUGAAUGCUGGAAACAGCAUGGACGACAGCAGCUUGUGGCAUAUUCCCCUGACAUAUGUCAACGAAAGCUGUAGUGUUCUCAGCUCCUGCAAACAAGUGUUCCAUCUCAAGGACAAAACAGCCAUAUUAAAGCUUCCAGGUAAGGUGAAGUGGUUGAAGUUCAACUUCAGGAGUGAUGGCUUCUACAUAGUGCAUUAUGAUGUGGAGGGAUGGAAGGACUUGAUUGAGGCUUUGCAAAAUGUGACUGUCCUCCCCUGUGAAGACAGAGCAGCUCUCAUCAAUAACAUCUUUGCUCUUUCCAGAUUGGGCAAGGUGUCUUUCAGGCAGGUCUUAAACCUAAUGAACUACAUCAAAAACGAGACAGAGACGGCUCCUCUGACUGAAGCUCUCUUCCAACUUGGUCAGAUUUACAGAUUGCUGGACAAAAGAUCAGAGUUAAACUUGGCCUCUAGAAUGAAGAGUUACAUUGACGACCAUUUUGGAAGUUUGAUGGAGAGUCAGUCAUGGGAACUGGAAACUUCUGUGUCGAAGAUGACGCUUCGGUCUGCCCUGCUGGAGAUGGCAUGUUCCCUCAACAGACUCAACUGCACAACACAGGCCAAACGUCUGUUUGAUCAGUGGGUCGAUUCCAACAAGACAUUUCAGAUUCCUAGUGAUCUCAUGACAACAGUCUUCAAAGUUGCUGCCCAAACAGAUGAUGGAUGGGAUGUGCUUCUAAGCACAUAUAAACACUCCAUCUGUGACGCAGAGAAGCGCAAGACACUGGAAGCUUUGGCCAGCACUCAGGAUGUACGGAAAAUCAUUUGGAUUCUACAGAAAAGUCUUGAUGGAAGUGAGAUUCAAACUCAGGAAUUUCCUUUGGUGAUCCACACAAUUUGCAAGAACUUUGCUGGCUACCUCUACGCUUGGGAUUUUGUGAAGGAGAAUUGGGGGAAAAUCACUCAAAAGUUUGCUGUUGGAUCCUUUGCCAUUCAGAGCAUCAUCAUGUCCGCAACCAGUCAAUUUUCCACAAAAACACAUCUCAUGGAGGCCCAGAACUUCUUCAAUUCUCUGGGGGCGAAAGGUUCUCAGAUGAGGAUCGUGCAGGAAGCCACUGAGACCAUUAAGCAGAACAUGCGAUGGAUGGAGGAGAACUUGGACACGCUCCAGCACUGGUUGUAGUGCGAGGAGGAGACAUGACAGCUCCUCUCUUGUGCCUCUCACUCCCUCAGGUGAUGUCACCGGGCACAUGCAGGUGUGAGUGAUAUUACCAUGACAACAGCCAGAGCCAUAAAUGUACAAACGUUAGGUCAAACUCAAGACAGAAGGGCAGAUUUACUUGGAUGUAAAGGGGCGUUUAAAAACAUUUCUUUUCAGGGCAUCUAAUAGGGAAUUUUCCUGAGUACUCCAGUGAGCUGUGACCUAGCAAGAAGCUUACUAGAUAUCUGCCUGAGAACAUUUAGCCUUUAAUACUAGCUAUGUAAAUGAAGAAGUGUGGAUAUUAAGUGUAAAGCAGAUAUAUGUUCUUUCUUCCUUCAAGUUGAGUGAAAUGAAAGCGUAAAGUCAGCAGCAUAUGAUUUCCUGUGUCAUAACUUGAGUGUUGCUGCUUGGGAAAGGUUGAUGUGUUUUCUUCUUGCGGUUCACUUGGGGGGGGCACCAACUCGGUAUGUGUAUGGCUCUGGCCUCAAGCACUAUUUGCACUAUUCAAAAAUUCAGCUUGCUCAGGGCAAAUCUGGUUGUUGUUGAAAUAUCAUGAUGCAUUUAAUCCCUUUUACUUAAUGUCGGUGGCUACAGACCAAAACCUCCCAUCAGUAUCUCUUAAAUAUGCCCUUAUCACGCAUUGCCAAAAAAAUAGCUACCUAGUGAAAUACUGAAAUCAUGCUAUAGGAGAAAUAUCACGACAAGCCCCAUUCUUCUAAGCAUAAAAGUUUUAUUUAUGUAUGUGGCCAUGAUGUUUUUAAUCAUUUGCAUAGGCUGCAAUGCUUGUAAUCCAGCACUGUGUAAAUGUUAUUGCCUGAGAAAUGUUCCAACUUUCAUCCUUUGCACAAGAUGUAUUUUGAAGUUUAAUUUAGAGUUGAGUGUGUAUAUUAUGUAUUAUUUGUGCAGGCUUGGAUAUAGGUAAAAGAGAGUUUGCUUGUUUGUUGUCAAUGGAAAAAUUGAGUUAGCUUUUCUAAAACAUAAGUGUGGAUUUUAUUUUGGAUUUUGCUAUGCACAUUCUGAUGACGCUGAAUAUUUUAGUUUUUUUUGUUAUAUAUAUACAAGAGGCAAAGGAAAUGUAAACUCUGUAGUUUUACCUAUAUGAUUUGACUCAGAGAAAUAUAUUUGUUAGCAAGGAGAAGUCUUUGUGUACAGAGCUUUAAUUAAGGAUAAUUCGGUAUUGUCAAAUCGCUACAAGACAAAAAAAGGCGUCUAAAGUCACAUCACUGAUGGAGAGUUGUUACGUUUUCAAUCCUUGCUGAUCUUCACUGGUUGCUACUGAUUUUUACUCUUCAAGGAUUGGAGUUUUUUUUUGAUGUUUUCUUCACUGAUUUUCCUCACUGAUUUUCUAGCCAUUCAGGAAUUGUUUUUGCAGAAUAUUUCAAAUGUUUUUAGUUUGUCAAAAAAUAUGGAGUCAAAACAGUAUCACAUCCUCACACAAAUGCAUGUGUCAAGAUUCACAUUUAUCCACCUUUUUGUAAACUCAUAAUACAGACCACAAAUACAUUUAAUGAACAAAAUCUAUUGGGAUAUUAUCAUGAGAUGAUGUGUGUGAAUAUUUGUGCAUUUUUAUGCAUGCAUUUUUAAUAUCGUUUUAACUCCAUACAUACAGUAGAUGUUAGGUUCUUUCCAUGUAUGAGCGUGAAAAUCUGUGCUCACUGUGUCUAAAGCUCACAGUAAUACCAGGUUUUUGUUUAUAGCUCAAUGCUUUGACCUCAUAAAAUGUCAAUGACUGGUACAUUGUAAUACAGCUGGUACAUUGUUAUUAUUUUGUAUGUAGCAGUUGUAAUUUUGCUCUUGUUCAUGCUUUAUUCAUAUAUUUGUCAUAGAAGUGAAUGAUAGUCUUUAAAGGAAGGCCAACGGCAACAUUGUUACACUGUAAUGGACACUUCUAAUGUCAGGUUGGAGCGUUACAGUUAUCGAUGAAUGUAUUCAUGUUUGUUACUAUGAAUCUGUUUAAACACAAACAUUAUGAUUGUAAUUCCCACAUGUCUGAAUUCAUCUGGAUUUACAAUAUGCUUAAUUAAACACAAUGAAGUGUUAAAAAUACAGUGUAUCUAUCUGUUGAAUCAGUUUUCUCGAAUAAUAAUUAUGACACCAUUUCUUAAUUUAGAAUUCAUAUGAACCUUUUGAUUUCUGUAAUGUCCAUCAUGAGGUGUUUUGUGUUAUUGGCUGCCAUUCACAAAAUAAGUAUAUAUGUAAUAAUUUUCCCCCUGAAAUGUUUCCUUGUGCCUGUGACAGGCUGCUUUAUAGAAAUGUUAGCUGUUAUUGCAAAAUUCCAGACGUUAAACUGUUAAACUUGACAGAUAGUUUAAAGGAGAAAUAUGUUUGCUUGUGAAACAUUUGCUGUGUUAAAUGGCUUGAAAAGCUUAUCAUGCCAUGAAGAAAAACUAGAUUUAUUUGUUUGAACAGGUUUUAUGUUGUUAAACAGCUUUACACUGGGUUUGGAUUCUAAGUUUUUAAGAUGUUGCUUCUUGAAAAACCACUGACUCAUCUUUAUAAAAGACAAAAAAUAAAAAAUAAAAAACAUUUUGUGCACAAA
Messenger RNA from Ctenopharyngodon idella (grass carp), 5941 nucleotides. RefSeq names its product leucyl/cystinyl aminopeptidase (gene lnpep). Bases 337 to 3384 code for a protein of 1015 amino acids. Gene Ontology annotation, cellular component: cytoplasm. Gene Ontology annotation, molecular function: peptide binding; metalloaminopeptidase activity; zinc ion binding. Lineage: Eukaryota; Metazoa; Chordata; Actinopteri; Cypriniformes; Xenocyprididae. The record is from RefSeq and is a predicted model, not a curated record. The transcript has 18 exons. Gene Ontology annotation, biological process: peptide catabolic process; proteolysis.